Molecule: messenger RNA, 1541 nt
Organism: Rosa chinensis
Lineage: Eukaryota; Viridiplantae; Streptophyta; Magnoliopsida; Rosales; Rosaceae
Product: probable disease resistance protein At5g45490
Exons: 2
Coding region: 170-1354 (394 amino acids)
Biological process (GO): defense response to other organism
Molecular function (GO): ADP binding
Source: RefSeq, a predicted model, not a curated record
UUAAUCUUCUAUAUUCACAACUGAGACAGAAUGGCAGAGAAGUGAUAUGAGACGCAUCAUAUCAGCUCUAUCAACAGGAAUGCACUCUCAUUAGUCCAUUGCACAGCUUCGUUCUUGUUUCACACUUUUAUUUCCGAGUCCAUCACAAGCCAUUGCAGAGACUGGUCCAAUGGCUCAAGAAAUGGAACUGCACCUGAAAGACAAGUUCCUGGACGGCCUUGAUAUGAAGGACAAAAGCAUAUCCAAGAUUCCAAGGUACAACCAAUUUCAAGACAUAAAGAGAUUGCUAGAAGACAUGUUCAGUUCAUCCACGCCUGCAAUAGUCAAGUCUCCGAGUGCAACCAAUUUCAGGGACAAGCUUUACAAGCUCAACAAUCUUUUGACCGACUGCAAGAUGCUAUCAAGAAAACAUGGUUUCAACUCUCCGAAGGAGCUAAUUACUAUUAACAGAAUCCGGAGAGACUUGAGACAGAUCAAGAGGGAUCUCCAGGCCAUUACGAAGGAUGCAUCAAAUCGAGACAUUAAUAAACAACGUAUUAAUGGUGAUUCAAGCUCACAUGAUAGAGACAUUUUGAGAUGGACUACUCGUGCAGUAGAUGCAACAAAGGUUUAUGGACUUGAUGAUGAGGUGUUGUCCAUGGAAAACUUGCUUCUCAAGAAAGGAAGUGAUGUUCAUCAGUUCAAGGCAAUAGGCAUUGUCGGCAGGGAUGGUAUAGGAAAGACAACGCUUUGCCAACUGAUGUUCAACAAAGAUGAAGUGAAAAACAACUUCAAUCCAAGGAUCUGGGUGUGCAUGGCCAGACACCCGGAUGACGACGAGGAUGAGGAUCUUAAAUUAGCAAUUGUCAAAAGAAUGUUGAGGUACCUUGGAGUCGAAGAGGCAAUAGUCAAGUCGAUUUGUGAUGUAAAACCUGGCCUAGAAGGACUGCUAUGUGCUCUUUAUCUGCAAUUGUUGGGCAAGAGGUAUCUAAUUGUGCUUGAUGAUGCUAGGGAGACAGACUCAUGGUAUAAAGAGUUGGAUUCCAGUUUGACUCUUGAUAAGAAAUGGGGUGACAGUUUCGCAUAUGGAUUUCCAAAAGGCAGUGGAGGAAGAGUCAUAGUUACAAGCAGAAAUGAAGACAUAGCAAAUAUGAUGGUUGGGAAGGAAAAUAUACAUCACCUUGAGCCCAUGUUGGACACUAAAAGCUGCUGGGCAAUAUUCACAGACUCGGUUGACGAAUAUCUGUUACCUACCAUUCCCUCAAUCUUGGAAGAACUAAAAUCAGAAGUAAAACAAAAAUGUGGUGGCCUUCCGUUAGCUGCAAAAAUGAUGGGGCGUGCAAUGCAGGAGGAAGGAGAGCGUACUAGAAGCUAGAAGCCAUCAAGGAAUCAUAAUACCCCAGUAAUUUAAUUGUUUGUCAAUUUUCAUUGUUUUUUACCUUUGAAGUUGUUUGUGCUUUAUUAGUUCAUCUUUAAAUAAUUAUCCUAGUUUUAGACCAAGUAAUUUGAUCUUGCUAAAGUCUUGUAUGUGGAAACUUCAAACAAAUAAUGUUUUAGAUCAA